GCCACACAGCAUUGCUAGUGUCUUCUAAAUGUUUUAUAUUUUAUUCAUUCUUAUUUUGAAAAUGUUUUUUGAUCUCCAAUGAAACUUCAACAAGAAAAAAAAAAAAAUUUCACCUAAAGUUACUGCCGCUUUAAAAGUGGGCAGUCCUAUUACGUUAAUUUGCAACACUUUUGCAUGUUUUUCGACUGGCCGUAAACCGUUCUACCUUUAAUUCUUUUGGUAACGUUGAGGCGAGAGAUAGAGAUGUUCAACAAGAAGUCCAGGAGGAUUUUUCGACAGAGGAAGCAGAGCUCGAGUGACGAAGAAGAGCAGCAGCAGAGAAAUGACAGAAGAGGGGGUGAAAAUGCAGCGAUUUUGAUCAGUGAAAAGCUUAAAUAUGAAGAAGGCAGCCCCAACUCCAAGCCGGUGGAGGAGAAACUGAGCAACAGCGAUGAAGAGGAAGCCAAAAGUCUGACAGUUGUAGAGAAAGAACAAACGAAGAAGGAAAGAACUGAGACAAGGAAUAAGAAAUCCAGCAGUGCUCUUAGUUUUUCCGAGUAUAAAGAAGAUGACGAAACAUUUGAAGUAAAAAAGUCUACUGAUAGACCUGUGAUGUUUCAAGUUCCAAAGAAAAAAGAUUCUACUGAGACUACAAACAACACAGGUGUGUGUGGUUUGUCAGCUGUUGGACACCUGCAGCGGUCGUCGUCUCCUCAGCACACCUCAGAUCGUCACUCUUUACCACUUGGUGGGAAAUGUAAAGGUGAUGAUGACGAUGCCGAAGAUGAUUGUGACAGUGAUGAGAGUGGUGUCAAGUCACCAUCACGUCACUCUGACUCAGAUCGUUCCACUGACAGACCAGUCGAAAUCCCGAAGAGUAAGGAGAUACAGGCAGCUAAGAUUCAGCGCAGAACCAACCGAACCCAGAAGGACUAUAUUUCUCUGGACUGUGAUGGGGUGACCUCUACUGGCAGGAGCCGGAAACUCUACAGUGGGGAGAAUGAAGAACAUGGAUUUAAUGAUAAUGACGAUGAUGAUGAUGAUGAUGAUGAUCUAGAUGAUCAUGAGAGAAGAAUUGAGUUUGCACCUCGGCCAAAGACCAUUCAAGAGAGGAUGGCUGAGAGUAUGGGAGGAAGUGAUGACAGCCAGUCUGCCACUGAUGAGGAGGAGGAGAAGGAGCAAGAACUUUGGGAGGAGACACAGAUUGGCAAGGGAAUGAAAAGACAGCUAGGGAAACAGGGUCUCUUUGGCAGUGAGUGGAGCAGUUGCAGCAGCAGACCAAAGAGGGCAGCAGCACCCAGAGUCCCCAAGACUGUUCCUCUUGUCACGGUCUCAAUGGUCAAGAAGAAAAUUGUUUCAAAACUAGACUUAAUGAAGGAGCUGCACCGGCGUCUGCAGGUAGAACUUGUAAACAUGGAUGCUGAUCUGGAGACAGCCAGAACCUCUGUAGAGUGUCUGAGUGAAUGUUCUUCAGAGAGUCAGCUGACGUUCUACAGAGAAACGGCGCUGUAUAUCCACAAUCUGGUGGAGUGUUUGAGAGAAAAGGUGGUUCAGGUGAACUCUCUGGAACUGGAGCUUCACGUUCUGCUGUCUGAUCAGAUGGAGGCGCUGUUGACCCAGAGAAGACAGAACAUGAAGGAGCAGCUGGAGCAUCUGCAGAGGCUCAACUAUGAUCCUAAGGAACAGAGCAGUGAAACAGAACCUCAGUGUUUGGUUGAGGUCACUGUCCAAUCAGAGGAGGAGGAUGAACAGCUCCCUCAUCACUCAACACCUUCAGCUGAAGAGGCAGCAGAUCUGCAGAAGACUAUAGCGGACGUCAUGCUGAGGUCACAGGUGGUCUUCUCUGAUGUUCAUGAGGACUUUAGUGAUGUGCGACGGAUCCUGAGUCGCUUUGAAGUGUGGAGAGGAUCCUACACUGAGUCCUACAACACAGCCUACAUCCCUCAGUGUCUACCCAACCCCAUUAUUAGACCCCAGCUGCUGGGCUGGAACCCACUACAGAAUUCUAGCAGUGAGCUGGAAAACCUGCAGUGGUUCACAGCAGUGGAGACGUUCUGUUAUGGACACGGCCAUGAACAACUGGAGAACAUAGACAGAAAGACUCUGUCGAACAUCAUAGAGAACACAGUUCUACCCAAAAUGACAGUCUUUGUGGAGUUGGUGUGGGAUCCAUUGUCCCAACAACAGUCCACCUGUCUGUCUGACCUGUGUCACAGACUAAAGGAAGAUUAUCACAUCUUUGAAGGAGAGCUGAGUAAACAAGGCCAGGCCCUCACAGAGGCUGUGAUCCAGAGACUGAAGAGCUGCGUUGAUGAAGAACUUUUCUUCCCUCUGUUUCCACAAAAGGAACAGAAAGACUCAACAUGUCGUCAGCAGCAAUUCAGACAGAAACAGACAUGGACGGCUAUAAAGCUUCUAGCUAACAUGGGGAAAUGGGACACUCUUCUUCCUGUAACAUCCCUGAAAGAACUGAUAUUGGACAAAGUGCUGAACCAAUACCUGGUCAUCGCUCUGACGACUGGCACGCUGACCAGUCCUUUCCUGGCCUGCAAAAAGAUAGCAGACAGUCUUCCAGUCUCCUGGUUCACAGGAGUCACCACUUGUUUGCCUGAACUCCAGAACUUUAAGAACUACUUGGUUCAGUGUGUUAAUGAGACAUGUCAGCAGCCGACUCCUGAAGAUCCACAGAGCAGGUCUGCUGUGGUUGAAUUGCUGCAGGUUCUGAGCAGAAUCCGCUGUUAUGAGUCCAUCAGAACCAUAGCAGAGAAAUAUCACUUUGAAGAUGUGCUGUAUUCUCAGCAGCUGCUCAACCAGGACUUGGUGUAAACAACAACAGCUGCUGUGAAAGAUUGGAAAUCAAGGAAAUCCUAGUUUUUUCUACAACUAAUGUCCAAUGUUUGUACUGCAGAUGACUAUUUUUAUUAACACUUGUUUGAAAUAUGUCCAUGUAGUUUUUAUUGAGACAGUACUUCUCUGGAAACAUUAUAUAUUUUUAUAUACAUGUACAGCCAGUACAUGUCACUCCUAUAAACUCUGACUGAUCAGAGGUCAGAGGUCAUAGCGAAACCAGCUGCUAAUAAACAGAGCUGCGUUUAAAAAUGUAUUUAUUUUAGAGACGUGGAGUGGAGGGGGUGAGGGUAGACGGAGAACUGGUUCAGUGACGGUCAGUUCAACGUGAUCUAACGGCCAGUGUGGUGUACUGCAUUUCAAACUGUCUCAUUAAAAGAACAUAAUUGUC
Messenger RNA from Cynoglossus semilaevis (tongue sole), 3217 nucleotides. RefSeq names its product GC-rich sequence DNA-binding factor 2 (gene gcfc2). Gene Ontology annotation, molecular function: DNA binding. Gene Ontology annotation, cellular component: U2-type post-mRNA release spliceosomal complex; nucleus. Lineage: Eukaryota; Metazoa; Chordata; Actinopteri; Pleuronectiformes; Cynoglossidae. The record is from RefSeq and is a predicted model, not a curated record. Gene Ontology annotation, biological process: mRNA splicing, via spliceosome; spliceosomal complex disassembly.